GGCUGAAGAUUUUUUGACUAAAUCUUUCUCUCAUCAAUCAACAACAAAUCUUCUACCAGCUGAAACAAAUCCCAUAACAACAAUGAAUCUUCUACCGGCCGAAACAAAACUUGACAUCUUCAAAUGCCUCAACUUUUACCAAUUGAACAACUUUCAACUGUCAAAUCGUCAUUUUUGUGAAGUGAUCGUCAACUACAACAAAGAAUUGGCUAAGAAAGUGUUUCGUUCUGUUGAAUUGGUUGCUAAUUAUGUUUGUAAAGAGUUGGAAUGUGCUCCUAAUGAAUUGGACUUGGAGUUAAGUGGGGAAGACAAAUCAAGGUAUCAAACAGCAAUUCAAGAACGGAUUCCUACCUGCCUUUAUCACAAGGACAGUUCUCGUGUAUCAAUGGACGAUAAAACGAAUGAAAUCGCAAAUUUGUUGUUUGAAUCAGGAGAAACAGAUGGAACAUCGCCUAAAUUUCUGCGACUUCAAUUAAAACUAUAUCCAGAAACAAUUGAAGAAAUGGUUGUUUUUCGUCACUGGCUAGAAAAGCUUUCCCAUUGCUUCAUCGAAAACUUCAAAGUUGAACAAGGCUUUAUCAAUCCGGACAUUCUCGAAUUAUUUUUUGGCGAUUCUCCGUUGAAAUUCCAUACAAACCGUUUUUAUCUGAUCGGCAAAGAACACUCCAGUUCUCUUGGAGGAUACGAAUUAAUGUAUCAUCACGUCGUUAUUCACGGUUAUAGAGGCUUCUAUUUCGAAGAUAAUUUUUUGAAAAUGCGUGGCGAACUGGUAAAAGAAGAAGAACGUUAUUUUCAAAUGGAGGAUCCAGAGUUGGAGAAUGAAGAAGAACGUUAUAAAGUUGUGGAGUAUGAAAUGUUUGGCGUAGAUAAUCCACAUAAACAUGAGAUGAUGUAUUUGUGUUUUCCAAUUGGCUCUAAGAAAGUAGAUGUUUGGGCAAUGAGAAAAAUUGAUGGAUAAUUUUGUUGUGUUGUAAUUAUUUUUAUUGUAUUUGUGUUGCGAUUUGUAUUUAUUGUAUAAAAAUGUUGUGUGUUGUAUAUUUACUAGGGUUGGACAUAGAGGUCAGCAAAAUAGUGUUUGCGAGAUCCCGCAUGUGAAAUUCUUUAAAUUUUUGUGGGACAGGAUUUUGCAUGAUAAAUCCCGCAAAUUCCCGUAUCUCGAUAAUUGAAAAAGUGCGGGAGCGGUAUCCCCGCGGGAUCCUGAGACGCGCAGGUCUCUAAUUGUUAAUCAAAAAAUAAACGCCGAACACCGCGGCAAAAGUCGCAAAAUUCAAAGUUGCGGACAGAUAAUCAAAAAUCUAAUAGGGAUUUUUCAGUCCGCGAAAGUGUUCCGUUAACGCUUAGAAUUUGUCUUGGACGUGAUAAAACGUACUAAUUGAUAAACUGCUGAAAUGUAUCCAUUGUAAAAAAACAAAUCUUUAAUCCUUUUUGUCAUUUCAAUUUGAAUAAGAUACUUUAAAAACUUGAAAGAAUAAAAAAUAAAAAUCUUGUAAGUAUUUGCAAAAGGUCUACAAAACAUGUCGAUAUUCGGAAUAAUUACCAAAAAAUGUUUUUUAAUUGAAUAUCAAUUAUAAAUUUAUUUUUUGUCUUCCUACUCUCUCCUCAUUUCCCCUCUUCCUCAACACAAUUUCCAUUCCCCUCGUCAAUUUCUUCUUCAUCCGUUUCCUCUUCACUUUCACUAAUCGAAAAUUUUCUCAUUUGAGGCAUAACAGUAAUUUCCUCAUUUUUAUCCUUAUUCU
Meloidogyne enterolobii is the source of this 1736-nucleotide messenger RNA. The record is from the annotation of a GenBank genome assembly. NCBI's taxonomy places the organism in Eukaryota, Metazoa, Nematoda, Chromadorea, Rhabditida, Meloidogynidae.